AUGGACGAGUUCGCGCAAACCCGUGGAGUAGACGACCUCUUCGAUGACGAUGUGGUACCCGUAGCAUCACAGCCUCAGCCAGUCGAUGAGCCAGUUCGUGAGCCUGAAGCUGAGUCUUAUCCCUCUGUACCGCCGAGAGAGGCACCAGCAGGCCCCCAGAGCCCUCCAGCGCAGGAACAGGCGCAGCAACAAGACGCGGCGCCGUCGCAUCCCCGCAAACGAAUUGGCAACAGUCGAGCAAGAGGAAGGGGGAACGGAUUCUCACGCAGACUGAAGCCCGAUAAUACUAUUACUACUACUACUACUACUACUGGAACAUCAGAUAAACCCGGAGAGCAACCUGCGGCGCACCCUGUCCUAGUCGAGCAGCAGGCCGCGGAUGCUGAGGCUUCUCCCCAGGUGAAGCAGCAUGAUGAAGAAUCGCCAGCUGAAGCUGAGAGAGAAAAUAAAGCCGGUGAUAGUAACGAAGAUGCCGUUGCUGACGGAGAGCAAUCCAAAGAGCCUGCUGCGCAAAAGGUUCCCGCCGUGCGAGGCGACCGCAGUAGAACGGGAGGAUUGAGAAAGCCAAAGCUGACUGAGGAAGAACUGUCAGAACGUAUGGCCGCUGCUAAACUUACCGCUGCUAAAAAGGCUGCCGCUCAUGCACGCGCUGAAGCAGACGAGGCGUCUUUCCAGGAGCGCGAGAAGAUAGCCCUCGCAAAGAGACUGGAGGAACAGCAGAACCGCCGAGUAAUGCUUAGUGAACGAGAAAAGAAUCGACAGAGAAAACUCAAUUCACAGACAGGCCGCGAGUGGGAUGCUGAGAAGUCGCUAGACUCCUUUUCUGAACACAGCCGGGGGAAUUUUGCAUAUCGCAGAGGCGCUCACGGCAGCAUAGCAAACGAUGGGCGAACUACAGCUCUGGCUCUAGCAGCAGGAGAUCGGGACAACCCAUCUAGCUUAGCGUCUAGAGAUCGGGGGCGAGGACGAGGCGGCCGCGGAGGGCGAGGUCAGGGGCGAAGAGGAGCUGGCAGAGGUCGGCAGGCGGGCGAGACAGAUACAGAAGUACCCAAUCCUGUAUCGCAGCCAAAAAUUCCGGCACAGGAUGAAUUCCCUGCGUUGCCCGGCACAGGGAAGCAAGUGGAUCAUGGUAAAGGAGACAAGUCCACCCCAACUGCAUGGAGUCGAGCUCCGGAUAGUGUACUAUCGCCUGUUGAGUCCUCGGGGACAUGGGCGGAUCAAGUGGAAAUCAAUGAAGAGCUCCAGAGGAGUACAGCAAGGUAA
Messenger RNA from Microsporum canis CBS 113480, 1263 nucleotides. RefSeq lists its product as hypothetical. Lineage: Eukaryota; Fungi; Ascomycota; Eurotiomycetes; Onygenales; Arthrodermataceae. The transcript has 2 exons. The coding region runs from base 1 to 1263 and encodes 420 amino acids. The record is from RefSeq and is a predicted model, not a curated record.